AUGAGCUCCACCGAUGAUGACCCAGUCAUCGCGUCAUACGACGUCCUCCUCACCGACUCAGACAUCUCUCGCUACGUCUUCCAAUACCUUGACCGACCUGAAAAACUUCCCUACAAUGAGCGGAGGGGUCAGAAGCCAACUUCCCUGCGAAUGAAGCCCGGCACAGGCAUGGUCGAGGUCGAGAUUCCCAUCCAGACCCGCGGCAACUACGACGUAACCAAGGGACUCAGGUAUGGCGAUGCGAUGAAAAAGAGCCGCGCCGGACGCGAUGGAGGGGCUUUCGGCAUGGCCGGAGGCUUCAGCUCUGGAAGUAUGGCUAGUGGUGGAGGCCGAGUCAAGGCGGAGGGAGGGGGUGACAUUGAAAUGUUGGACAAUAAAAAGGUUGUGGACCCAUCGUCGCUGGUCAGGACGCAGGCUCUUGGUGGCCGCAUCAAGCCUCAAGAAGAAGGAGAUCCGGUCUACAUGCUUGCUACAUUCAAAGGAAAAAACGUGCACCUCUCACCUGUUUCUGCGGUUGUCCAAUUACACCCCCAACUUCACCAUCUCGAUGCACUGGAUGAAAUGCCCAAGGGGCGGGGCUCCAAAGGCAAGAAAGAUGACGAGGAGCGCCCAGCCGAGACCGAAGCGCGUGCAAUUGAUGUGAAGAUCAAGGGUGCCGAAGAUGGAGGUGCAAUGCUUCAAGGGAACCUGGAGCUCCUCAAAAAGAUGCAAGAGGAGAAAUGGAAGAAGUUUGAGUGGGUGGAUGCCGAGACUGAGGAAUCAUGGUACACAUAUGAGAACUACAUGAUGAACCAGACCCCCGAAGGCCUACCAGAACUCGAAUCGACUAUCACCAGUGAAGACUACCUAGAUGGAAUGAGCGCUCCGCGGAUUGAUCCCGCACGGCCGGAAAUGACGGGAUGGGCCAUGAAGCAGAACAGACAAAAGCAAAAAGACGGAUCAUCAGACAGCGAAGAUGAAGAGGGGUGA
Penicillium cinerascens is the source of this 969-nucleotide messenger RNA. RefSeq lists its product as uncharacterized. Gene Ontology annotation, cellular component: RNA polymerase III complex; nucleus. The record is from RefSeq and is a predicted model, not a curated record. Gene Ontology annotation, biological process: DNA-templated transcription. The coding region runs from base 1 to 969 and encodes 322 amino acids. The transcript has 3 exons. Lineage: Eukaryota; Fungi; Ascomycota; Eurotiomycetes; Eurotiales; Aspergillaceae.